This is a messenger RNA of Coregonus sp. 'balchen', 4330 nucleotides long. Lineage: Eukaryota; Metazoa; Chordata; Actinopteri; Salmoniformes; Salmonidae. The record is from the annotation of a GenBank genome assembly.
GUCAGCCGCUCAGGCAACCAACAGCUCAAGCACAGCUAAAACAGCUAAGAAACGUUCAGCACCACAGAACAGCGGACAGCUCCUCAAUAAGCGAACACCAUGGUUCUGAUCUGGACACAGUUUGGAGUGAAAACCAAAAAUGUCAAGUGCAAGGUCCGCGUUAUGAACAGGAAUGACAGCUCGGGCUCUUCAUCAGGGGUAAGUUAUAUUUUUACAAUUAUAUUAAUUUCAGUAAUUUACUGAUUUUAAUUAUUUCAAAUGCAAGUAGCCCAUACAGUAUGUCUGUCAUGCUCAUUUUACGCAUAUAGUCAUUCAUUGUGCCUUAUGGUUGUGUCAUUAAAAAGUUGACAGUGAGUUCAAAGACUUUGCUAAUUGCUGAGAAUAAUCUUUGAGAUUAAGCAUAGUGAUUUAUGUCAAAUAUUGAACGUUCCUUUCGAACUAUAGCCUGUUCAACUUGUAUGGGAGCAAUGGGUUCUCCAGUAGCCUACUGUACAUGUUUUAUAUACACUCCUAAUCCCAAUGCAGAUAGUGUAGCCUAGUUGAGACAAUCAGGGCGCAGCCAGCAUCUAUGGUAGGAGGUGCAGUCUGCUUCACCAUGCUCAUACACACGAGUUCCCCCUAUAUUCACAGAUAUCUGCAUUGUAGUUGGUAAGUCUGAAAUGGACAGAAUUGCAUUUGCCAUGGGCUAAUUUUCACAUAACACCGUUUUCAUGGGCUGAAUGCCAUAUUAAAUAAUAAAUUGAUAUUGUGGUCAUUUGUAUUCAAAAGACUGACACUUCCAAGUAUGGAUCUUCUGAUAUUGGUACAAACUAGCACAGUAGGCUUCCUGAUAAAUCAUAGGUGACUCAGUGCUACUUGUCUUGAUCAUUCUCAAUCAACUGUUGAAUGUCACACCUGCUGGGUGUUGGGUGUCAUAAAGAUGCCAGAUGCUUGGCAAUGCAUUAUCAUGGGCAUGGCAAUGAGAGUGCACUAUAAGGAGAGUUUAGAGCCCACAGGCCAGGGAGUUAGUUCUCUUUCUACCACAUCUUAUCCAGCUCUGGUUUAAUAUCUUUUCAUUGUGGUACAGUGAGAACCGGACUUUUAGACAAAGGACAAAGUGAAUCCAUUGGUGGGCGUCAUUCAGGCAUUUGUCCUUUUAUAAGUGGGUUGACAUCUGUAGGCUAUAGAGAUCUAACGUGUUCCUUCUCCCACCCUGUUUCUCCAGGAGAACCAAAAGGACCAAGAGGUGCCUGUUAUAUCUGUCAAGCCUAUGGGGAAGGAUUUCUACAAGGUCUUGGGCGUCGAGACCGACUCCAACGAAGAUGAGAUCAAGAAGGCGUACAGGAAGAUGGCCCUAAAGUUUCACCCCGACAAGAACAGCGCCGCAGACGCCGCAGACAAGUUCAAGGAGAUCGCAGAAGCUUAUGAGAUUCUGACCGACCCCAAGAAGAGAGUAAUCUAUGAUCAGUUUGGAGAAGAAGGUGAGAGACUUUCCUUCAUUCCCUUGUCAUUUAACCAGUAGUAGCCUAGUAGGGCCCUUUGCCUUUGUCAGUUGAGUAGAAGUAGUUAUUAUAGCACAGGCAGGUGCAUUGUUGAAUGGUUGAUGGUAAGCAGCAGUACCUUUGCCAAGUGCAGUUGCAUCUAACAAAAAAUCUGCAGCACCUGGUCCACCAGAGAGCCAGCCCAACACGUACGGUGUAGACAACCGCAGGCUGAUAAAUUAUUCAGCCAUCGACCAAGAAAAAGUUUUCCUCAAACUUCAAAAAGUGCCAAAUGUACAUUUUGUAAGCUCUCCAGAAGUGUUGAGCCAAAUAUACAUGAGUAAGAACUUUGUCUCAGAGUGGAAGUAGAAUAGAAGAUUGGACAAGAUGGAAGAUCACACAUCUUCUGCCUGGGUAAGCUGUACUAACUGUAUUUUUUUCCUUUUGUGUCUCAGGUCUUAAAAACGGAGGCGGGGUGUCCAUGGCAGGCAAGGAGAACAACACCCAUCACUACAGUUACCAUGGCGAUGCCCACGCCACGUUCUCCUCCUUCUUCCAAGGCUCCGACCACUUCGACAUCUUCUUCGGGCCGGACGGCGAGGAGGAGCUCUUCAACCCCUUCAGCCGCUUCUCCUUCAGCCACGUCGGCGGUUACCAAAGUAACUACGGACCCACUGGCGAGAAGCUUCGGCGCGGGCGUCGGCGUCUGCAGGGUGUGGCGGUGGUUCACGACCUCCUGGUAACCCUGGAAGAGGUGUUCCACGGCUGCACCAAGCACAUGAAGAUCACGCGGCGCCGCCUCAACCCGGACGGCCGCAGCCUGCGCACCGAGGACAAGGUCCUGAACGUAGUGGUAAAGAAGGGGUGGAAGGAGGGUACCAAGAUCACCUUCCCCAGAGAGGGCGACGAGACGCCCAACAACAUACCCGCCGACGUGGCCUUCGUCCUCAAGGACAAGAAACACCCCCACUACAAGAGGGAUGGGUCACACAUUGUGUAUACAGCCAAGAUCACCCUCAAAGAAGUAAGUUUGUGUUUGUGUGUCAACUCUACAUUUAUUUGGGUAUAUAACGCAGAAUUACAGUACUGCCAUACUUUUAGUAUAGGCAGGAUUACAUAACGUUUCAAGGCACAGUUGAAGUAUGCCACUUCCAUACGUUGGACAAUGGCUCAAAUUGGUGGCUGUAGAAUAGAUAAAACACUGUUCUAUUCAGAGUGCCUCUCAGCUAACCCACCACUGCUCCAGCCUUGUCCUUAGCUCAGCUCAUAGACCCCCACGAACACACAGUACAGUGCACCCUGCAGAGAGCAGCAGCAGCUGUACCUAAAUAUAGCCUCUGUGUCGGCCGCCCCCUCAUACUGCUUUCACUUCGCUCCCUCACUGACUCCCCUGCACUGUGCCAGCCUUUAGCUUCCUCUCGCCCUCUCUCUCUGGCUCGCAAUCACUCACUCCCACGUCCUAUGCUCCUCAAAUUAGCAUGAGAGCGUUCACAGACAUGGCAGGCUCUUCAAAGAGCUCCUCUCCAUCUUCCCAUGGCCCCACUCAGUCACUCUGUUGAGUACCGACACCCACACACACAACCAGAAUAGAGAGGAGAUUACCGGUAUGGCAUUUGUAACACGUAUCGUUGCAUAACAGAGCAAAGCAUUGUCUUUAGGGGGCAAAUGCUCCACAUUCAAGUCUGUGAUAGAACACAUUCACUUGGAAAAUUGCCCUGGUUAGGUAAGAGUUUCAUACAUUCAUUCAGAAGUACCAACUGCAGCUAAUUAUGGUAUGGGGUCUGCUUCAUGUACUGUAUUAUGUAACCAAAGGCUCUCAACAUAAAAGAAGGAACCAGAAAACUAACCAAUCCGAUCUUCCUCUCUGUUUCCUUCCAGGCUCUAUGUGGAUGCACAGUCAACGUCCCCACCCUGGACAACAGGACGAUGCCGCUGCCGUGCAGUGACGUCAUCAAGCCCGGCGGCAUCCGGCGGCUGAGGGGCGAGGGCCUGCCCCACGCCAAGACCCCCUCCACACGUGGCGACCUGGUGGUGGAGUUCCAGGUGACCUUCCCCGAUAGGAUCCCUCCCCAGUCCAAAGAGAUCAUCAAACACAGCCUCGCUGGGUGCUAAUGUGCUAAUGUCCUAGCAUGUUAUUGUGCUAAAAACCUACUGUUUGAGCCAUUAGAAUCACAGCCUUGCCAGGUGCUAUGACAAUCCAGCACAGCUUCUCCCUGUGCUCGGUUUAGAGACAAUGGCAGAGGGCACCGGAGAGGGUCAGAUGGAAGCUUUUUUGAUUAUAGGCAUAUUUAACAGAUACAAUGCCACAAGUAGAAAGGUUUACAGUUUAACUGGCAAAUUGACUCCUGAGUGUCUGGGCACGUCUACUGACUUUCUCUUGAAUUAAAAGGGAAUAGGUACUGUUACUGUGUAUACUGCUUGCCUAUAUCAGGAACUUGGUAUGCCAAUCGAGUCAUUUGACUUAUUACAGAAACCUGAGGUAGUUGAUAGUCAUGUGACAAAAUGAUUCUACCACUUGUAGGCUAUGGUUGUAUGUUUUUCAUAUGACUGCACCUUUACAUUGAUUUAUUACAAUAACAAAUAUGUACUUGUGUACAAGAGUGUACUUGUGUACAAAAAUAUGUAUAACUUUGUCUCUAAAAGAGAUUCCUCUGUCAGAUGUUCAACUGAAUCAUUUGAAAUGUUUGUGUAUAUAUGUGCUUUAACUGAUACCAGAUGUUAAUGUAUUAUUCUAAAUUGACAAAUGGACACAAAGAAAAGCAUGUUAAAUAAAUGAAAAUACCUGAAUUUUAACUCAUGGUGUUGGUGUUUGAUUAUCUUAUAAAAUGUGCAGCAGUGGUCAUGAAUGAUAAUUUGUGCAGAGAAUGAGC